Molecule: messenger RNA, 2134 nt
Organism: Carcharodon carcharias (great white shark)
Lineage: Eukaryota; Metazoa; Chordata; Chondrichthyes; Lamniformes; Lamnidae
Gene: ntng2a
Product: netrin g2a
Exons: 8
Coding region: 494-2095 (533 amino acids)
Source: RefSeq, a predicted model, not a curated record
AAAGCCCCGGCCAUCUGCCCUUGAAGCCGGGAGGGGAGGCCAGAAGCAGCAAGCCCUUAAAGCAAAGCCAGUCUGUCAAAAAAAAAAACCCAGCCUCCGGCACGCGUUAUGUUUAAAAGCCCGGAUCGUGUCUUUACAGCAGUUCUCUGCAAUGCAAAAGCGAAUUUGGAGAGGACUGGAGAGGAGUAGGACUUCGACGCGUCCAGAUGUAUCGCCAAUGACCCCCAGUUGGAUUUGGGAGAAUUUCGAGCGGUUCGUCUGAACUUGGAGAGCGUCCAGAUCGACUCAGGGCAUCUAUCUCCAUGUUGAAUUCAAGUAUCUGAAUGUAUGAGGCUUGCACCUGGCUGGAGAGGGCUUGGCGUCUCUUUCGGAAUAAUGGAGUUUCCGGGGUGUCCCGAUCCCCGAUUGAUGUGUAACUUGUGCCCAUGCUGAAACUGGCGCUGCGCCCUCGUCAUCCGCCCCGAGCCUGCGUGUGCGCUCCGCCCGGGGGACCAUGCGCUCCGGCCCCAUGCCUAUGUUGCAGCUGGCCGCCCUCGUCUACUCGCUGCUGCCGGCCAGGACUCAGUACGAUAGCUGCAAGUCGCUGGUGAACACCGAUGACGCCGGCCCUUCUUGGGAGUUUUACGCCUGCCAGCCCAGACCCAUGUCCAUGAAGCGGUACCUGAAAGUGAAGGUGGAGCCGGCGGGGGUGACCUGCGGAGACCCUCCCGAGCGCUUCUGUGCCCUGGGCAAUCCCUACAUGUGCUUUAAUGAAUGUGAUGCUUCAAACCCAGACCUGGCUCAUCCCCCCAAAUUCAUGUUUGAUCAGGAGGGUAAUGGACCUGUGACUUACUGGCAAAGUGUCACCUGGAGCAAAUACCCUGAACCUCUCCUAGCCAACAUCACCCUCUCCUGGAACAAGAGCAUACAACUCACUGAGAAUAUCGUCAUUACUUUUGAGGCAGGCCGACCCACCACCAUGAUACUGGAGAAGUCCCUAAACUAUGGAAGGACAUGGCAGCCUUAUCAGUACUAUGCAGAGGAUUGCAUGGAGACUUUCAGAAUGGAGGCCAAAAAUGUCCGAGAUCUCUCACCUGUGACUGCCCUCCAGAUAAUCUGCACAGAAGACUACUCCAAGUGGGUGGGCUUUGAAAAUGAGAAGAACUUGCACUUUGAGGUCAAGGAACGCUUUGCCAUUUUUGCAGGCUCACUCCUCCAGAACAUGGAGGCUCUGUACAAGAGGAUGGACAUAAACAAGGGGUUGAGAGAGUUUUUCACAUUAACAGACCUUCGAAUUAGGCUGAUGAAACCUGCAACUGGAGGGACCUUUGUGCAGAGGAAAUACCUAAAUAAAUACUUCUACUCCAUUUCUAAUGUAGAAAUUAUGGGCAGGUGUAAAUGCAACAUGCAUGCAAACAGCUGCCAUUUCAAGGAAGGGAAUCUGAUGUGCGAGUGUGAACACAACACAACAGGCCAAGACUGUGGAAAGUGCAGGAAGAAUUAUAAAGCCAAAUCGUGGCGACCAGGCAGCUACAAUCCAUACCCAAUGGGAACAGCUAACAGCUGUGUGGCAGCCAGUUCCGCCUACGGCAACUGUGAAUGUUACGGGCACUCCAAUCGCUGCAGUUACAUCGACUAUCUCAAGAUUGUGACUUGCGUCAGCUGCAAGCACAACACCCGGGGACAGCACUGCCAGCACUGCCGACUGGGCUAUUACCGCAAUGCCUCAGCAGAACUGGAUGAUGAGAACGUCUGUAUUGAAUGUAACUGCAACCAACUUGGAUCAAGACAUGACCGCUGCAAUGAAACAGGGUACUGUGAGUGUAAACCAGGAGCCAUGGGCCCCAAGUGUGAGGAUUGUAAACCAGGAUACUAUUGGAGACAGGGCUGUUUUCCUAACGUGUGCGACGACGAGCUCCUGAUGUGCCAGAACGGCGGGACCUGCCACCAGAAGCAGCGCUGCGUCUGCCCCGCCGGUUACACCGGCGUCCUCUGCGAAGGCGGAAGCUGCGACCCGGAAAGCGGCGACUGCAACGCGGCCGCCGGCCCGCUCCUCGGCCCCUGGGCGGUGGUGGCCUCGGCGCUGGCCGUGCUGCUGGCGGCUCCCUGCGAAUAGGGGAGCGAGCGAGUGAGCGAGCGAGCAGUAGCCGGGGAA